This is a messenger RNA of Trypanosoma theileri, 414 nucleotides long. RefSeq names its product putative heat shock protein 67B2. NCBI's taxonomy places the organism in Eukaryota, Euglenozoa, Kinetoplastea, Trypanosomatida, Trypanosomatidae. The record is from RefSeq and is a predicted model, not a curated record. Gene Ontology annotation, molecular function: thiosulfate-cyanide sulfurtransferase activity. The coding region runs from base 1 to 414 and encodes 137 amino acids. Gene Ontology annotation, cellular component: mitochondrion. The transcript has a single exon.
AUGGGCCAAGGUACAUCUUUUGAAAAUCUGGAGGAUAUGAGGGUGCUUAACGUCUUUGAAAUGGAGGCACUCAUAAAAAGCAAAAAAGAAGGAAAAAACAGUGAUGUUUUUCUUGUUGAUGUGCGGGAUAAGUUUGAAGUGGAGGAGUAUGGUUCUAUCCCGUACUCUAUUCACAUCCCGUCACAAGAAAUUCGUCACGCAUUUCGAAUGAGUGAAAGUGAGUUUAGAGGAAAGUACAACUCACGCAUGCCACGCAAAUUUGAUAAAAUUGUUUUCUAUGACCAACGAAACGGCCGAUCUUCAAUAGCCGUGGAAGUUGUAAAUGCGAUUGGUUUCAAGAAAGCAACCUACUUCGCCGGUGGGUAUACCGAAUGGAUUGAUAAGAAGAAGAAUGCCGUUGAUGAGGAUCUCUAA